CUACCUUCCAUCUGCCUCCAAGGAGUCCCAAGGGUGAACAUAUCUCGCUUCUUCUUGUAUAUGAGACGAUAUUUCUGGUGAUCGAUCACUAGGCAUCCCCUGAGAAGAACUCUUCAUUAGACGGUGUGGUGGCCCGUCGUCAGCUUGUCACUUUUACUCGGGCAAGAAAGAAAGCGAAGAGAAAGCGGAAGAGAGAGAAUUGGCAGAUCCGGAAGUUAAGGGGGACAUUGCACUGGACCCAGGGCCAAAAGAAGAAAAAGGAGGGUUCUUCUUGCAAAAUCGUGAGCAACAGAUCAAGAAUCGAAGUUACUCGAGGCAGUGGGGAGCCGAGAAAAAAAAAAGAGCUACGAUUUUUGGACUGCAGUUUUCUUUGACAACAGUGCUGGAGUUCGGCAAGCAUCUACUCAGCCACACUCGUGGAAAGACGCCAAAUGGCAGACCCAGGCGCGCUGUCGACACUGCCGAAUCUCAGGACGGCUGAGUCCUCAAAGUCGACGCCCUCGCCCACGCACAGUCCCCAUUCAUCACCCGACACCACGAUGACAACGCCCGAACAGUCCCCCGGCGCCGACGACGAUAUCUGGGACACGUCGUCGGACCAUGAGCACGCCACUGACGCGGCGCCAGGAGGUUUUGCAUCCGAGGCGCAACUCCCAACAGAUGCGUCCGGCCAGGAACAUCCACCGACCGCCUCCCGGAGAAUAGUGAGGCGGGAAGUGAUCCUGAGCGACGUCCCCUCCCUGCGCCGUCAGCACAUGACGGACGGGUACCGCGAGGGUCUCUCCGUGGGGAAGGCACGGGUCAUGCAGCGUGGCUUUGACGCGGGAUAUCCCCUGGGGGUGGAGGUCGGACUGCGGGUGGGCCAAGUGCUCGGGGUCCUGGAAGGCGUCGUCUCGGCGCUCACCACCAAGCCUCGCUCGGGUGGGAAAAUGGCAGACGCCGGGUCGAGUUCUUCCACCGUGCCAACGGUGACGACUCCGUCUCUGCCGAGAAGAAUCGAAGAGCCCUUACACGGAGUCGUCGGGCGAGAUGAGCCCCAGGGAAGCAUCUCCCGCGGGAAAAGGGACGAGGAUCUGGCCUUCGUGCAGAACCUCUACGCCCGCGCCCAAAGACAGCUGAAGAUCUCAGAACUGCUAAAGUUCAUGGAUGAUGAGAAGAUCGCGGCGAUCCCGGAUGCCAGUGUCGGCAUCGAUGGUGGCGGUGGUAGUGGAGAGGUGGAGAGCAAGCAGGCCGAAGGACCAGCUGUGCCCGCGGAGAUCGAGGCAGUUCUUGAAAAGUGGGAGCAGAUUGUGCUGGGUGGGCUGAGGAAGGACGAUUCCAAGGCGCAGGAGGACACCAACAACAGCACAAAGUGAUGUACAAAGACUCACAUCAUGGCAAAGGUGGAAAGGCAAGCCAAGGGAAGCACGAGGCAUGAAGCGAGAGAGAGAGAAGAAACACCAAAACGCUUGUCCUAACGACUCUGUCUCGUACGGAGGUAUACACGACUACCCGCCUAGCUACCUAGUCACCCUCCUGAACUCAGCACACGGCUUCAGCACCCCCAAUGCUCGAUCUUGGGCCCCUGGCUCCUGGCUCCCGGUCCUGCCGACUAUCCGGCUGGUCCAAUUUCCAGACGCGUCACACAUAUGGCGGUGUGUGUGGUUGACGAGGGCGAGAGUGCGGCACAAAGUGCCCGCCCAUAUUUGGCACACAUUUGGCACGAAGAGCAAAAGAGAAACAAACUGCAAUGCUGACUCUGCGUGGGCCGAAGAAAUGCGGGCGGGGCGCAGUAUGUAUGGGUGCUCCAGAAACAAAAGAUGGGCGCCAAAAUAGGAUGCACGGCAAAGUCGACAUCGACAACGACAACGACGACGACGACGACGCAAGACAAACGAAACGAGACGCAAAAGCUUUUACCAGUGCACAGAGUUGAAAUCACCUCGAUAGCGGGGGCUGCUCUCGCUGUAUCAUACACCUUCCCAACCACCAUCUCUCCUUUCUCCAACCGCAGCUGCAUCUCAUGGAGAGGGUUAGCAUGUUGAGCGUGACCGGCCUUGUACGGUGGCGUGUAAAAGAAAUGUUGAGAACUGAGUAGCUUCUCUGGACCGGGCGGCUCCCGGCGCCAGAAAGUGUCGCAAGAGAGAAAGAGGAAAAAAAAAGAUAGGAUGGAAUAAAGGAAGUAACGAAGCAUAGUAGCAGCCAGGGACGUUUGUUCAUCAUUCAUCCGUCUUCGCUAUCAUCGUCAGAGGCAUGCUCGGUAUUCGUACAAUAUUUCUCCUCCCUCAGAG
This is a messenger RNA of Cladophialophora immunda, 2270 nucleotides long. RefSeq lists its product as uncharacterized. Bases 432 to 1355 code for a protein of 307 amino acids. Lineage: Eukaryota; Fungi; Ascomycota; Eurotiomycetes; Chaetothyriales; Herpotrichiellaceae. The transcript has 2 exons. The record is from RefSeq and is a predicted model, not a curated record.